Molecule: messenger RNA, 1824 nt
Organism: Ostrinia nubilalis (European corn borer)
Lineage: Eukaryota; Metazoa; Arthropoda; Insecta; Lepidoptera; Crambidae
Exons: 5
Coding region: 1-669 (222 amino acids)
Source: RefSeq, a predicted model, not a curated record
AUGAUCCCUAAAGCGGUGGGUGUAUGCACGCGCGAUGAACGUCACGUGUUCGGCUCGCUGCUGUCGCAAGACUCCACCUACAAGCUGAUGAUGCACGUGUGGAAGACUGCGAGGGUGCCAGAGCUGGCGGUGCCCAAGCCUCAGGAUCUCAGGUCGUCAGAAGUUGAGCUGGACCCUUCAGAGUAUUCGCCAGAGGAUGACAGCAGUUCCGCUGGCGGAGACCAGCCAGAUACACCUUCGCCACCCGUGCGAAGAGAAUCUGAGGCCAUCAUCACUGCUGGAGCAGCAGUAAUUCAGCCGGCAUUGCUAACCGGCUCGGCCGCGCCUCGCAAGCCGCCGGUACGCUGGGGGCGAACAUUACUCGUGUGCGCGUUCGUAAUGCUCGCGCUCUCCGCCAUAGUGCUGUCGUACAAGCUAUAUGUGGCGCGCGCGCAUUCGCAGGAGGAGCUAAGCAAGCUAUCAGGCGAAGAGCUAUAUUCAGAACUAGUCAGAUGGCGGGCGCGGCUCCACGGCCGAGCGGCGGGCGAGCUACACGCGUUCCUCACCACCAACCUGCUGUUGCUCACCAAGGUCCGACAAUCGCUCGAAGCACUAUCGGGUGUCAUACUGACGGACAUGGCUCAACCCGGUCACCAUACUGACGUGCCCAACGAAACCGUCUUCAGUUAGCGCCCGCAACCGACCCUGGAUUAAUGUAAGCGUAAUAAACCACAUGAGCGAGCUAAUAAACCAUAUGAGCGAGCUAAUAGGCCACAUGAACGAGCUAAUAAACCAUAUGAGCGAGCUAAUAGGCCACAUGAACGAGCUAAUAAACCAUAUGAGCGAGCUAAAAGGUCACAUGAGCGAGCUAAUAGGCCACAUGAACGAGCUAAUAAACCAUAUGAACGAGCUAAUAGGCCACAUGAGCGAGCAAUAAGCCUCUGGAGUGAUAAAAAUAUGUCAAACUACAGUAUUCACUAGGCUACUCAAGAAAUAGUUAUCCUAUCAUGCGAGAAUGAUAAACCAAACAGAUGCAAAUGUAGUAACUAAGGAUAAGCAAAGCUAGGGUAGUUCAACGGGAUAGUAUAACCAAGCUAGGAUAGCCAAGCGAGCUAGGUUAGCCAAGUGAGUGGAGAUUGUCUGAAUUAGGGUUCCCAAAUAAGCUAGGAGCCAAGUAAGGAUAAUCCAGCAAGCUAGGGUAACCGUUUGAGCUAGGAUAGUUUUACAAGCUAGAGUUACCAAGCGAGCUAGGACUAGCAAGCUAGGGUAGCCAGAUAAGCUUAAAUAUUGCAGAAAAAAUGCUGGAAGAACCUCUCAAACCUAAUGGUUAAACAAAAAGCAAGCAAUUUUAUACUGAACAGUGAUAAAGGUCAAAAUGCGGGUCAUUUUAUUAGUGGUAUGCCAUAAGCACUUAAAAAAAACGUGAUGCUAAAUAGUAAAAAUAAAUACUUUAAUCUUAUUUUUCAAUCAUCAAUCCACUUGUUGUAUAACGCAGUACAUUCAUGGUUCGUAUAAACAAUAAACAUAAGCAUAAAAUAUUCAUUUAUUGAUGUAUAAUAAUAUGCAAAGAUUUGUAUACGUCCAUUGUCCUUAAAGUUAGUGUGACGAAGAGGCAUGCAAGAAUUCCAACUUGGUUUUGUAGCAUCAAACUAAAAAUUGUAAAUGUAUGUUUGUUAAGAACUGGAUAGCAAAAAUGGCAUUUCGUAAACUGGAUUUAAUUGCUCUUAAAAUCUAAAUUCAUACAGACAUUGUGCAUGAAUGUGUAUGAGUGUGCGCUCAACAUUAAUAUGACAAUGUAUGAUACGUAAAAAUGAACUGUUUGUUUUUAUGAUCAUGAAUUUAGUU